AUUUGUCAUACAUAAACGACAGAAACUCUAUACAGUAAAGUCUCCUUAAUUUUCGCCCCAUAAUCUUUGCAUUCCUUCACACGUACUUUCACAAACACUAAUAUCGUACCUCGUCCUUUUACAGAAUACCCUCACUGCAGUAUGAGUCUACCAAUCACCGUGUACUUUGCUCGCGCAAGUACUCGGUGAUUGGUGGAUUCGUGCUGUGGUGAGGGUAUUCUAUAAUUUUGGCAUUCCGCUCUUAUCGUCCCAUCGGCCAAAAUUAAAGAGACUCUACUGCAUAUAAAACAGUCGCUUUAAAAAUAUAGUCUACUUUAUCCUUUCCGAUUUUAUCGACCUGCCAUCUUGUUGGACAACCAUGUUGCUGUCGAUAUUUCUCGUUUCCUUCCUGGCAUUCGCAAAUGCUGGAUGGUUGGAUGGCGUGUUAGAUCUAAUCCCGAAAUUGAAACCAGCAGAAAAGAUACCAGAAAUGCUGAAUCUGUUAACAAAUACGUCUGAGGAUGCACUGCUUACCACGAUGGAACUAAUAAAAAAAUACGGUUAUAAUGGUGAGCUGCAUAAAGUGACCACUUCCGACGGCUACAUUUUGGAACUACAUCGGAUAACAGGACGAUCUAAUUCUACCGACUCAAAUGCACAAAAACCUAUUGCGUUUGUGAUGCACGGUCUUCUAUGUGACUCAUCAGUUUGGGUUCUUUCGGGCCCUGAAAGAAGCUUAGCGUUUAUUCUGGCGGAUGCGGGAUACGAUGUGUGGCUCGGUAACGCGCGUGGCAAUCGGUAUGCUCAUACCCAUGCAAAUCGCAAAAUCAAGGAUAACGAUUACUGGAACUUCAGUUGGCACGAAAUCGGCACGCUUGAUCUUCCAGCGAUGAUAGAUCACAUUGUGAAGACCACCGGCCGUAAAAAAAUGUUCUACCUAGGACACAGUCAAGGUACCACCACUUUCUUCGUUAUGGCGUCAGAACGACCAGAAUAUCAGGAGUAUAUUGAGGAGAUGUACGCUAUGGCUCCGAUCGCUUACUGCGGCAGGAUGAAGAGUCCUCUUUUACAGAUUUUGGCACAGUUCACCAUUAGCGUUGAUCGAUUCUGGGAUAGAGUCGGUUAUCAUGAAUUCAAUCCUGAUAACGUCUUGACAAAUGCAGUUCAACAAUUGAUGUGCGCAGAAAAAGCUGUUACUCAACCCAUAUGCUCAAAUUUGAUGUUCCUGGUGACUGGAUUCAACGUUAAACAAUUUGAUCCGGCUCUUCUACCGGUAAUUUUAGGACAUGUUCCUGCUAGUGCUGCAACGAAGCAACUUCUUCAUUAUGCUCAACUCAUCAAGUCAGGGACAGUUCUAUUACCGGGAAAGUUUAAACAAUACGAUCACGGACUGAUCCAAAAUAAAAAAAUAUAUGGCUCAUCAACUCCACCGAUAUAUGAUGUAAGCAAGAUCAAAGCACCGGUCCAUUUAUACUACAGUAAAAAUGAUUGGUUAGCAAACGUCAAGGAUGUGGAAAAGUUGCAUAGUCAGUUAGGCAAUCCCUCCGGUAAGACCUUAAUAGCAGACAAGAAAUUUAAUCAUGUGGACUACAUGUGGGCCAUAGACGUGAAGAAGUUUGUGUACGACCUGAUACUCGCUGAAAUGAAGAAAAAAUUGUAAUGAAAUGAUUCUAUUCCUCGAAAUUUCUAUAAAGAUUAAUUCACAAAAUUGACGAGGAAUUUGCCUUUCUCGUUGACAGGAUUGUUUUGUCUCAAGAUCAAUACUUGGGUCCAAUAUAAUUCAAUAUGUACCGAUUUUUUUAAGUUAUCAAUCUCUUAUUAAUGCGUUUACGUUCUUAUAAAAUAUUUUGUCUAUGAAAUGUCUUUGAAAUAUAAUACGUAUACUUGACAUUUUGUACUUAUCUUAUAAAUUCCUAUUUUCUUGUAUUAUACAUUUACAGCAUUA
Messenger RNA from Solenopsis invicta (red fire ant), 1924 nucleotides. RefSeq names its product lipase 3. Bases 359 to 1639 code for a protein of 426 amino acids. Gene Ontology annotation, biological process: lipid metabolic process. The record is from RefSeq and is a predicted model, not a curated record. NCBI's taxonomy places the organism in Eukaryota, Metazoa, Arthropoda, Insecta, Hymenoptera, Formicidae. Gene Ontology annotation, molecular function: hydrolase activity, acting on ester bonds. The transcript is spliced from 8 exons.